AAAAACUAUAAUAUAUUUAUUUAGAAAUUUUCUCGGAAAAUUUUCUCAAAUAUUUUUCUUACUCUUUCCCUCUAAUUUUUUUUCGGUAUAAUUAGAAUUUUUAAAAUUAACAAUCGCUUUAUAGUAAAUUGAGUGAUUCUCCAUCACCAUGGAUGAAUUCUGGAUUAGUCCUUAUUUGAAAAACACUUAUCCUAUAUUCGGGUCCGGAGAAGAGCUUACUACGGAAAAAGAUAUGAAUAUAAAUAAGAGUAAACCUAAAGACCCUAUAUCUAAGUCCGGAGAAGAGCAUAUUGCGGAAAAAGAUAUGAUUAUAAAGAAGAGGAAACCUGAAGGUUUCAUCAAAAAAUUUUCCUUCUUAGCUAAAAUAUUAUUACCAAAAGAAGAAGAAAUUGUGUUGAACAAUGAAAAUUUAUAAUUUAUACAUCUUGAUAUUACAAUAUAUUAAUUAUUAUAUUCUUAAAUUUUAA
This is a messenger RNA of Gordionus sp. m RMFG-2023, 467 nucleotides long. RefSeq lists its product as uncharacterized. Bases 149 to 415 code for a protein of 88 amino acids. The transcript is spliced from 7 exons. The record is from RefSeq and is a predicted model, not a curated record. Lineage: Eukaryota; Metazoa; Nematomorpha; Gordioida; Chordodea; Parachordodidae.